This is a messenger RNA of Linum trigynum, 378 nucleotides long. Lineage: Eukaryota; Viridiplantae; Streptophyta; Magnoliopsida; Malpighiales; Linaceae. The record is from the annotation of a GenBank genome assembly.
AUGGGGAAUAACAAUUUGGAUUUGAUAGAUUCAAGAGAAGUUCAUGAGGUUCUGAUUGGAGUUGCUACCAAAACUGCAAAGCUAGUGUAUGGUGAUCAACUGGAUUGUGGGUUUAAGCAUCUGGCUUCAAUAACUAUGAAUGUUACUAGACUGUCUUCUCCGGGGUUUAGAGGGGUUCAGUAUUGCAGUCCGAGCAUGGCUGAUUAUGUUGGUAAAGAUGGUAGCUGGGAUUAUGAGUAUAGGGUUUUUCAUGCUUACUAUGGGGGUUUUGUGACUUCGCGUGCCAGGGGAAGGUGCCCUGGCUUUAAGGAGCCCUAUAAGGAUACCUUGGGAAGCCAAGUUACAAUUGAUGUUGCUGAAGUCAAUGGAAGACAAUAG